This is a messenger RNA of Leishmania major strain Friedlin, 696 nucleotides long. RefSeq lists its product as hypothetical. Gene Ontology annotation, molecular function: metal ion binding. NCBI's taxonomy places the organism in Eukaryota, Euglenozoa, Kinetoplastea, Trypanosomatida, Trypanosomatidae. The coding region runs from base 1 to 696 and encodes 231 amino acids. The transcript has a single exon. The record is from RefSeq and is a predicted model, not a curated record.
AUGAUGCAGCGUCCCCAUUACGAUGCUCAGGGCCAGGUGCCGCAGUACAACAGAGCAUCCUACAACGAUGGCGGCUACAACAUGAGCCGCCACAUGGAUGGCAUACCGCCACACGCCUACAAUCAGCCCCCGGUCAACUACUACCAGCCGCCGCAGGUCUAUCCGAUGGGUAACCCCAUGUACAACGUUCCGCAGGGGUACCCGCCGGCGAUGCCCGGAUACCGUGGUGGUCGCGGCCGCGGUGGCUGGUACUAUCCGAGUGCCGGUAGUGGCGGCUACAACAACAUGCGGGGCGGCUUCCGUGGCGGCCGCGGCGGCUUUCCGCUACGCCGCAAGAAGCCUUUUGUCGGCGGCACGCUCGAGACCCAGCGUGAGUGGGAACGCCAGACCGCCUGCUGCUUCAACCUUCAGGGCUCGUGCAAGUUCGGCGACGGAUGCCGCUUUCUGCACGACGAUGUAAAGGGUCGCGCGUGCCAGUUUGGCGCCAAGUGCCGUGUGCACGGCACCGCCAAGGACGCCGAGGCUGAGGCGCCGGCGAAGGAGGACGCACCGAAGAAGAACGAGAAGCCGGACGAGUCAACGCCGAAGAAGUCUGAGGAUCAGACGGUCGCGAAGAAGGAGGAGAAGUCCGUCGAGAAGGCGCCUGAGAAGCCGGUGGCAGACGAGGAAGCUGAGGAUGCGGAGAAGAAAGAGUAG